Neurospora tetraspora is the source of this 872-nucleotide messenger RNA. Its product is annotated as trimeric LpxA-like protein. The transcript is spliced from 2 exons. The coding region runs from base 152 to 811 and encodes 219 amino acids. The record is from RefSeq and is a predicted model, not a curated record. Gene Ontology annotation, cellular component: dynactin complex. Gene Ontology annotation, biological process: mitotic spindle organization. Gene Ontology annotation, molecular function: dynein complex binding. NCBI's taxonomy places the organism in Eukaryota, Fungi, Ascomycota, Sordariomycetes, Sordariales, Sordariaceae.
CUCCAAAUAUCGGCCGGACGAGACCGACCGCCCAAACUAGAGACAACAUCUUGUGCACAAGAUCUUGUUUACAAAGACAACAAAUACCUAACGCGACGGUACAUCGGCCAUUACAGUGUCUGGACACCAACAAACCACAACCACAACAACAAUGUCAUCAGCAACCCCCUCCCCCGGCCCCAGCUCCUCCUCUGCCCAUGGGCACCACAAACGACACUCCAUCCUUCCCGCCGUCUCCCAAUCCGGCCCCAAGCCCCCCGUGCAAUUCUCCUCGUCCUGCACCAUCGCCGACAGCGCCCUCCUCACGGGCGCGCACACCAUCAUCGUCAGCACCGAGAGCGUGAUCCACCCGCGCGCGCGGCUCGAGUCUUUGGGCGGUCGCGUCACGGUCGGCCGGCGCUGCAUCGUGCACGAGCGCGCUUGCUUGGGGGCAGCCGACCUGCAGGGGAGGUAUCACAAGGGGAGUCCGGACAAGGAAGGGCGCUCGAUGGGCGCGGUGACGCUGGGCGAUUAUGUGACGGUCGAGGUGGGCGCGCAGGUUGAGAGCGGCGGGACGGUGAUUGGGGAGGGCACGACGGUGGGCAUUGGGACGAGGGUUGGGGCGGGGGCUGUUGUUGGGAAGCAUUGCACCCUGACCGCCAACAGCACCGUUGCAGCAGGUGAGGCUAUUCCAGACUACACGGUAAUCUACUCGAACGGCCUACGGAGAGUCGACAGAAGAGGAGUGUCGGAUCUGAAGAACAAAGCACAAGCUCGCCAAAUCGAUGUCCUCAGGCGAAUGAUACCCAGCAACCCGGCAAAAUUCCAAUGAUACCCAGGUUACUUGCUCCCUGAUGUGCUGGUAAUGAGUUCACGUGCGGUGUCAUGUUGCC